AUGCAGAAGCCCCGGUUUGACCUGUCAGAUCUUUCUAUCCCGAGCUCGCUGAAGAAGUGCAAAGAGUUCCUGCCACAGCUGCUGGAAUCCAACGCCACGCUGGCUCGCAAGAUAUCAGAAGGUGAUUCUAGUCACGUUCUCGAUGCCGAGAUGCACGUCUACCGUGGGAGUCACAGCCCUGACCACGUCACCGACGAACAGGAGGAAGGCAAAAUAGUCCUAGACGUGGGCGUCGGCGUUUUCGACGUGAACAGUAUGCAAACUGACGAUGAAAGCCUCAAGGCUUCCGGAGUGACCACCGUUACCCUGGAUCCGCGCAGCGAGGUGUUUAGAACGGAUGAACCGUUGAUUACGGAGGUGGAACGACCCGGAAACAGCGGUUAG
This is a messenger RNA of Babesia bigemina, 384 nucleotides long. RefSeq lists its product as hypothetical. Bases 1 to 384 code for a protein of 127 amino acids. The record is from RefSeq and is a predicted model, not a curated record. The transcript has 3 exons. Lineage: Eukaryota; Apicomplexa; Aconoidasida; Piroplasmida; Babesiidae.